Messenger RNA from Thunnus maccoyii (southern bluefin tuna), 2011 nucleotides. RefSeq names its product high-affinity choline transporter 1-like. Gene Ontology annotation, molecular function: choline:sodium symporter activity. The coding region runs from base 105 to 1757 and encodes 550 amino acids. Gene Ontology annotation, biological process: transmembrane transport; acetylcholine biosynthetic process; choline transport. The transcript is spliced from 8 exons. NCBI's taxonomy places the organism in Eukaryota, Metazoa, Chordata, Actinopteri, Scombriformes, Scombridae. Gene Ontology annotation, cellular component: plasma membrane. The record is from RefSeq and is a predicted model, not a curated record.
CACAAAACAUGCGGGCUCAUUCAAAGACGCUUAAUAUAAAGACAUAACUUUAUAUGUAACUGGAAAAAUAAAGUGUAGUCACAUUUUGUAGUUUUUAAUCAACAAUGACUCUCCAUAUUCCAGGUCUGAUCAUGAUGGUCAUCUUCUACUUGCUGGUGUUGGCAAUUGGGAUCUGGGCAUCUGUAAAAUCUAAGAAGAUGGAGAAAAACACACACGGUGGACAGAUAGAAGUGUCUUUUUUGGCUAACCGCAGGGUCGGCUUGUUAGUGGGAGUCUUCACGAUGACAGCCACUUGGGUCGGAGGUGCCUUUAUCAUUGGUGUUGCAGAGUUGGUUUAUGACCCCACCAAGGGACUAAUCUGGGCUCUUAUUCCUCUGCAAAUGUCAGUUUCCUUUAUAAUUGGCGGGCUGUUCUUUGCAAAGCCAAUGCGGGACAAAAAUUACAUCACUAUGAUGGAUCCCUUUCAGAGAAAGUACGGAAAAUCACUGUCUGGGCUUCUUGCCAUUGUUCCAUUUAUAAGUGAAGUUAUGUGGGUCCCUGUCACACUGACGUCCUUGGGGGUGACCGUUAGCAUCUUUUCGGAUCUGCCCUUAAGUCUUUGCAUCUGGAUCUCUGCGUCAGUUGCCAUAAUCUACACUGUUCUUGGAGGUCUCUAUUCAGUUGCUUUCACUGAUGUCGUCCAGCUGUCUCUAGUGUUUUGUAGUCUGUGGCUCUGUGCCCCUUUUGUUCUGGCGAGUAACGUUUUUACUGACAUCACUAAAACAGCAUUCAACCACACAUAUCAAGCCCCCUGGCUCGGCCGGCUUGAAUCUAAUGAAGUGUGGAGAUGGAUUGAUAAUUUCCUCUCAAUGAGUGUCGGAAAUUUGGCAUUUCAGGAUUUCCAUCAAAGGACACUUUCCUCAAGCUCCACAUCAACAGCCAGAAUGAUCUGUUUCAUUGCAGCAGGUGUUGUCAUUGUUCUUGGAAUUCCACCAGUGUUGAUUGGCGCCAUUGCAGCUUCAACAGAUUGGAAUUUGACCUCAUAUGGAUCUCCCUCUCCAUUUGAGCGAGGGGAGGUAGCGAUGGUAUUGCCCAUCACCCUUCUGCAUCUUACCCCAACUGCCAUUUUUGUCGUUGGCAUGGGAGCUAUUGCUGGUGCGGCAAUGUCGUCUACUGACUCUUGCCUGUUGGCAGCAACCUCCAUCUUCACCACCAACAUCUACAAGAUCAUCAGACAUCAGGCAUCAGAAAGAGAGUUGCAGUGGGUCAUUCGCCUCUCUGUGGUGGUUGUAGGGGUUGUUGGGACCUCCCUCACCUACCUGGACAACAGCAUCAUGGCAUUUUGGAUCCUGAGCGCAGACUUGACUUAUACCAUAAUGCUCCCCCAACUGAUCUGCAUCCUCUUCGUCAGGGUCUCCAAUGGUUAUGGAGCUAUUACAGGCUAUAUUGUUGCUUUUGUGAUGAGAGUGUUGUGUGGAGAACCGGUGUUCAGUCUUCCCGUCAUUCUGCAUUUCCCGGGGUGCACUUUGGAGGACGGUGUCUAUAUUCAGCACUGGCCUUUUAAGACCAUUUGCAUGCUGUCUUCUCUGGUCUCCAUUUUGAUGUUUUCUUAUUUGGCUUUACUCUUGUUUAACAAAGGGAUCCUCCCUGAGAGAUGGGACGUGUUCAAGGUGAAAUCCCAGGGAGUACCAAAACCAGCAGAUGGUGCCAGAGAGUGUGAUGGUGAUAAGACUGAUGUUCAAAAUGAAAAGGAACCAAUGCUUGAUACAAGAUGCUAAUUUUGUGUUUAUCUCAUUUAUGUCUUAAUUUGUUUAUGUAACAAAGAUACUAAUGACAUAACAUAGAUAUUAAUGGCCUUCAUGAUAAAGCUCAAAGACAUAGCUAUUGGUCUUGUUCUAAAUUUCUAUCUCUUCAGCACUUCUGCUUCCAAAAAUGUAAGUGUUAAUGAAGCACAUGAUGCAUGCACAAUAGUUCUGAUUGAUUUGUAAAUUAUUUUUACUGUUGUGUAAAAUAAAGUACAUAAAUAUCCCGA